GGUACUUCAUACAUAUAAGCAAGUUCAAAUCAGUGUUCCCCUCCUUCCCAUUUUUGUCUGUACUGCUGUAAACAGAAGGGUAAACAGUUGAGGCAUGGAUAGCACACCCUAGCAAGACAGUGUCCACUUUAAAGCUUCUGUCUGUUUCAUAGCUUAAUAAAUACAAAACACUUAAACAUCAGUGGGAUGUUUUUUAAGCAAAGCUUCUAAGUAAUAGCUGCAAAAUUGCCAAAAUAUUUUCCUAUACAACCUUCAGGUAGGUUUUGCUUCAUCCACCUUUUGAUUCGCGAGCAUCUCUAAAGGAGUGCAGAGGUUUUCCGAAGUUUGUCCAUGGCUCAUGCCACUGGACUGGGGAGUGGCACCACUUUCUCGGGGAUUUUGGUACAGCGGACAGGGCUGCAGAGCCGGGCAAUUAAUCACUUUUGGGUUGCCCUGCGUUUGCAGAGCAGUUUACUGAACACAUGCAAUACAAGCAAGCUUGGACGUCAUCUCCUUUAUACGAAGUAGAUCAACUGUAAGGGGCUUUUCUGAACCAGCGUGAUCUUUCAGCUGCUUUCCAAAUAACAGCAGCAUACCACACAUCAGAAGUUUUUCCAUUCGUUUUUCUUCCAGUCCGGAGGCUGAUCUUAUUCCUGUUGACGGUGAUACUGAAAAUGACUUGGAAGUUGGAUCAGGAGCCACCAAUCAGACUGCAUCAUUCCUACCCGAACGACGAAUGAUGUCAGUUCAAACAGCAAGAUACCUCACUAGUCCGUGGCUGACUCGUUUUGUUCCUUCAGUUUACACCCUAGUGCUUGUGCUGAGCCUCCCUCUGAACAUUACAGCCAUACUCGUGUUUCUGAAAAAGAUGAAAAUCGAAAAGCCAGCUGUAAUAUACAUGCUGAAUUUGGCCCUUGCAGAUAUUCUCUUUGUAAGUGUGCUUCCCUUUAAGAUUGUUUACCACUUUUCUGGAAAUGACUGGGUUUUUGGGCCUCAGAUGUGCCGUUUCAUCACUGCUGCCUUCUUCUGCAACAUGUACUGCUCAAUAAUGCUUAUGACGAGCAUAAGCGUCGAUCGCUUCCUAGCAGUGGUGUACCCCAUGCAGUCCCUGGGGUGGCGUACACUAACUCGUGCCUCACUGGUUUGUUUCAUCAUAUGGCUUGUAGCAAUAACCGGGGUUAUACCUUUUCUCCUACGAGAGCAAACAAUGGAAAUACCCAGGUUAAAUAUAACUACGUGCCACGAUGUGCUGAGAGAAUCCGAACUUCACGGCUAUUACCUCCACUUCUUCUCUGUCUUCUCUUCUGUGUUUUUCAUAGUGCCAUUUAUAAUUUCUACUGUCUGUUAUGUGUGUAUCAUUCGCUGUCUCAGUUCUUCCACCAUUGUUGCAAAGCAAAAUAAGAAGACACGUGCCUUGCUCUUGUGUGUGGCUGUUUUUUUUGUUUUUGUUAUUUGCUUUGGACCAACAAAUGUUCUCCUCUUAAUUCAUUAUAUCCAUUUUUCAUAUGACAACAGCUUAGAGUAUCUCUACUUUGCCUAUCUACUCUGUGUUUCUAUCAGCAGCAUUAGCUGCUGCAUUGACCCCUUUAUUUAUUACUAUGCUUCUUCUCAGUAUCAGAAACAAUUUUUCAGUCUCUUCAAUUGUAAAAAGACUUUUGAUUCUAACAUUAGUAACAGCAGUGGCCAGUUGAUGUCUACCACUAGUACUAGAAGGGCUACGUUGACUACUAAUAUGAAUAACAGUGUCUACAGGAAACUACUAGCAAUGCAUUGAGAUAACCUGUCUUCAAAUAGUUUAAUUUUUACACAGUUACAGACAAAAAAAGGACUGUUAUAUCCAAGAAAUGCAAAGCCUUAAACAAGUUAUUGUAUGAUACAUAGUUUUAUGGAUCCAAUAUAGUAAUACAGAACUCAAAUUAAAACUCUGUAUGUGUGUGUGCAUAUAUAUAUAUAUAUAUAUAUAUAUAUAUAUAUAUAUAUAUAUAUAUAAAGAUGUA
This is a messenger RNA of Serinus canaria (Common canary), 1976 nucleotides long. It is a transcript of the gene F2R, whose product is annotated as coagulation factor II thrombin receptor. Gene Ontology annotation, biological process: positive regulation of blood coagulation; positive regulation of Rho protein signal transduction; thrombin-activated receptor signaling pathway. NCBI's taxonomy places the organism in Eukaryota, Metazoa, Chordata, Aves, Passeriformes, Fringillidae. Gene Ontology annotation, cellular component: membrane. Gene Ontology annotation, molecular function: thrombin-activated receptor activity. Bases 716 to 1753 code for a protein of 345 amino acids. The record is from RefSeq and is a predicted model, not a curated record. The transcript has 2 exons.